Anguilla rostrata (American eel) is the source of this 2644-nucleotide messenger RNA. RefSeq lists its product as uncharacterized. The record is from RefSeq and is a predicted model, not a curated record. Lineage: Eukaryota; Metazoa; Chordata; Actinopteri; Anguilliformes; Anguillidae. The transcript is spliced from 4 exons. The coding region runs from base 1865 to 2365 and encodes 166 amino acids.
GGGCAGAGGGGGGCUGGAGGGGGGCUGGAGGGGCUGGGCUGCAGUUUGGGCAGAGGGGGGCUGGUGGGGCUGGGCUGCAGUUUGGCUUAAUCAGAGAGAAUCUGUCUUUUUCCUGUUUUCUAAGUGUGUUCAGCAGUAUUUCAGUGAAAAACGGAAAAGUUUAAAUAUGGUUCUGUUAAGAGUGGCGUUAUUUACGGGUCUGAUGUGGACUGAGAGACCAAAUCAGUCUCCUGCGUAGCUGAAGGACUUUUUCACUCUUGUAUGCUGUAGAUUUGGGUUUUGAAGUUUUAAUCACAGGUCUACCAGAAAAAAAAUGUGAAAAAAUAAAAUACAUUUAAAACAAAGGAACCAUGUAUGUUGUCCAAUUUCCAUUUUCUGUACAGUAUUGUAGAAGAAAAACUUUCUUAACUACUUUCAACAUUUCAAAACUGGGAAAGCGGGGAAAUGCAAAUGAGCUCACCGUAGCCCACCUUUAGUCAAGAGUGCUUGGCUAUACAUGCAUAUCUAUCCGUCUAUCUCCCUAUCUAUGUGUGUGUGUGUGUGUUUGUGUACAUACAGUAUAGCACAGGAGCUAGGUGCGCCAUAGGCUAUACUCACAGUGUAACGCUGAAGGUGUGUGUGUGUAUGUGUACAUACAGUAUAGCACAGGAGCUAGAUGCGCCAUAGGCUAUACUCACAGUGUAACGCUGAAGGUGUGUGUGUGUGUAUGUGUACAUACAGUACACAUACAGAAGCUGGGUGCCCCAUAGGCUAUACUCACGGUGUAAGGCUGAAGGUUCAGGUUGCUUCGAAAAAUAUCCAGCCGGCAAUAUGUAUGAAAUGUUUAACGACGUGGUGUAGCCUAAAUCGCUCAGGAUAACGGCUUCUGUAGAAUGUGGAAAAUGUACAUUAAGACUAAGUUGGAAGGCUUGGGCAAUAGCAUAUUUGUACGUAGUUACGUUAUUUUGGAUUGCGUGGUCCCAUUUCUGAUCUCGUGUCAGUGUGUAAAAAUUUCGGAGUCGCACUGUGACUUCACGUGCUGGAAUUCCGCGCGGCCACAGAACCACUCCAUGAAAAACGCUUCCCGUCCGUAACAACAGAUAAAUCCCAUCUGGACAGUCCGCGCGCCGGUCCUCUGCACGCGAUCUGCUCGUUUGCGCAGCCACCUGCGCCCGCUGAGGAAGGCUUGCGGAACGGGCGGGAACCCAAACAGGACUUCGAUGUGUAGCAAAUUAAAAGAGUUCAGGCACUGUUACUCUUUAUUCAAACGAAUAAAAACGAUAAUGUUUUUUUUCUCUUCCAAAUAGUAUAUUUUCAGUUCAACUUUAUAUAGCCUUUUUACAGACACUGUCACAUAGACGCUUUGCAGUGGAACUGAGGAAAAAACGACCGUAAACCCAAAAAGCGAGCAAGUAGUAUUAAUAUGCCAAGUUAUUACCAGUGAUAGCCAAAUUUGAGGAUUAACAGGAAAACCAAUCCUACUUUUAGAAAGUGAUCGGUAAGCAACUCAGACAACUCAGUUUGUUAAUCUAGUAAUAGAACUCGCGUGUAUAAACGAGUAAUUCCAGGUUCCACGUUUAAACGGACACGCAGCUAAUCCAAAAUUGUCAUGAAUAAAUUCAUAAAACUUAAGUAACUAUCCUGCCAUGUCGGAUGCGUUUUUGCGCGUUGGUCCAAGCAUUAGGAAAGAGGGACCCUCCUCCCCCCAUCUUCUUUCGGACGGGGCCGCGUUUAUGACGGAUGAGGUUUGCAGGGCGGAUAUAGGGAGAUGUCUGGUUUAUGUUCAGUACAUUUUGUGUUUCGGCGCUGAGGAAUUUAGAAGAGACAGGUUCCCUGCUUUGUGCAAAGGAGUUUGUCCUAGGGCCCCGAUCCCAGUUCGGUGAAUAUGGAGGUGAAGAGGACCGCCGCCUUGGCUUGCCUGUGCCUGGUCGCGCUGAGCAGUGCGCAGAAAGCGAGGCGACAACACGGCGCCGAGUGGGACUACCGACCGGACGAGAAGGGCAACACCAAGAGCUGUGCCAAUCUCACUAUGGUUCUGGAUAACUGGAAGUUUGCUAUCACCACCCAAGUCAAAGAUCUCCUUUUGAAUGACCACAGAACCGUACUGCCUGACUAUGGGAGGAUCCAGCCUCUGUCCGAGGCGCUGGGGGACCUGUAUAAGGAGUUUAACAGCCUGAAGGACCGGCUGGGGGAGCUCACCGCCCGCUUUGACAGGGCGGAGGCGUUCGCGGAGGACAUGCGGAUGGGUCGUGGGCCCCCACCCCCCAGGGCGGAGCACCCGGCCCUGCCCAGUCAGGACCCCGCCACCCCCGCUGCCGAAGGGGGCAGAGAGCAGGGCCACAGGAAGAGGGUCAUCCGAAAGAAGCCCAAGAGUCCUCCGGCCUGAAGGUGCAACCUGGGCCCCAUGCAUUCACUCAUUUACUCCCUAAAUCUACUGUUCCACUCACACACUAUACACACACACACAUAAAACACACUAUACACACACUAUACACACACACACAUAAAACAUACACACACAAAAACACACUAUAACACAACACACUAUACACACACACACACAAAACACACUAUACACACACACACACAUAAAACACACACACACAAAACACACUAUACACACACACUAUACACACAUAAAAACACACUAUACACACACUCACAC